Molecule: messenger RNA, 2363 nt
Organism: Macadamia integrifolia
Lineage: Eukaryota; Viridiplantae; Streptophyta; Magnoliopsida; Proteales; Proteaceae
Product: internalin A-like
Exons: 17
Coding region: 256-2064 (602 amino acids)
Biological process (GO): SCF-dependent proteasomal ubiquitin-dependent protein catabolic process
Cellular component (GO): SCF ubiquitin ligase complex
Molecular function (GO): protein binding
Source: RefSeq, a predicted model, not a curated record
CUCCACUUUCCCCCACUUCAGGACUCCUGACUUGUUAACUCUCUUUACUUCUCAUCCUCCUCCUUUGUUGCUGCUUUAGUUAUAUCUCUCCCUCUUCCUCCAGAGUCCCAAUCUCCAUCUCACUUUCUCUUCCACUUCGAACAAUCGAUUUGAUGAGAGUAAGUAGAGAAUAUUUUUGGGUAUCAAAUGGAGGUUUGUAUUGUUAUGCUGCAUUUUCAUGACAGUUUUUGAAGUUUUUGGAGAAAUCGUUAUUCAAUGGGAGGGGCUUGUUCGAAGAAAAGGGGCCAACAGGUCAACGAGGGAAGUAUACGAAGAGGGGUACCUGGAAUAUAUUCCAAAAAUGGCAGCUCAAAAUGGAUGGGGACUUUCCUUCCUCGGUCUAGCAUAGAUAUUCAGCAGGGAAGAGGCAAAUGCCCAUCCCUCAUGGAACUAUGUAUUCAUAGAAUAUGUGAGGAUAGUGAUAAUUAUGGCACUUUCUCCAUGCUACCAAGGGAUAUAAGUCAGCAAAUCUUUAAUGAAUUCAUAUACACCAAUCGUUUGACUGAUGUUUCUCUUGAAGCUUUUAGAGAUUGUGCUCUCCAGGAUAUUUGUUUGGGAGAAUACCCUGAAGUAAAAGACAGUUGGAUGGAUGUAAUUGCUUCCCAGGGUUCAUCUUUAUUAUCGGUAGAUCUUUCUGGUUCUGAUGUAACAGAUUCUGGAUUGGUUUUUCUCAAAGAUUGUACAAACCUCCAAGCCUUGACUUUCAAUUAUUGUGACCAGAUUUCAGACCAUGUGCUACAGCACAUUAGUGGUUGGCCACAGGUUCAAAACUUGGAAACAGCCUCUAUUAUAGGAGCAAGGGGUCUUUCAAACUUGACAUCUUUGAGUUUUAAAAAGAGCAAUGCCAUCACUGCUCAAGGAAUGAGUGCUUUUGCUGUCUUAAUUAACCUGGUAAAGUUGGACCUAGAGAGAUGUUCAGGAAUUCACGGUGGACUCAUUCAUCUUAAAGGUUUAUCAAAGCUUGAGUCUCUUAAUGUCAGGUGUUGUAAAUGCAUUACAGAUGCAGACAUGAAGCCUCUCUCAGGGCUUACAAACUUGAAAGAAUUGCAAAUUUCGUGCAAUAAAGUUACAGAUCUUGGAGUUGCUUAUUUAAAAGGUUUGCAUAAGCUUGUUCUGUUGAACAUGGAAGGAUGUCCUGUCACCGCAGCAUGCUUGGAGUCUAUCUCAGCUCUAGUUGCCCUUUUAUAUUUGAAUCUUAACAGAUGCGGUCUAUCUGAUGCUGGAUGUGAGAAGUUUUCUGCACUUGAGAAUUUGAAGGUAUUGAACUUGGGGUUCAACAAUAUCACGGAUGCAUGUUUGGUAAACCUGAAAGGUUUAAAUAAUUUGGAAAGCUUGAACUUGGAUUCGUGUAAGAUUCGUGAUGAGGGUCUAGUUAAUUUGGCAGGUCUUUUGCACUUGAAAAGUUUGGAGUUGUCUGAUACUGAAGUUGGAAGUGCUGGCCUCCGCCAUCUCUCUGGUUUGGUUAAUCUGGAGAGUAUCAAUUUGUCAUUCACCAUGGUUACCGACAGUGGCCUAAAAAAAUUGUCUGGACUGACGUCACUUAAAUCACUUAAUCUGGAUUCUCGCCAAAUCACAGAUACUGGGAUUGCAGCUCUUACAAGUCUUACUGGGUUGACUCAUCUUGAUCUUUUCGGCGCUCGUAUAACGGACUUUGGAACAAAUAGUUUGCGUAAUUUCAAAAAUCUUCGCAGUCUAGAGAUCUGUGGUGGAGGAUUGACUGAUGCUGGUGUGAGGAAUAUCAAAGACCUGGCUUCCUUGAUGCUAUUAAAUCUGUCUCAGAACUGUGACCUCACUGAUAAAACCCUGGAAUUGAUUUCUGGAUUGACUGUGUUGGUGUCUCUAAAUGUUUCAAAUUCUCGUAUCACUAAUGCGGGGUUGCCCUAUCUGAAGCCUCUAAAGAAUUUGAGAUCAUUAACAUUGGAGUCCUGCAAGGUGACUGCAAGUGAAAUUAAGAAGCUUCAAUCCACUGCUCUCCCUAACUUGGUCAGUGUUCGGCCUAUAAUACCGGAACCAUCAGGUAUGUAAUGGCACGGAAGGACAACUAUGUAUAUGGUUUUAAUUAUAGACAUUUCUUAUUACAAUAAAGCUAACAUGCUUGAAGAAUUUGUACAUAUGGAAUACUGAAUUAAGAACAUGUAAAUGUCACUGGGUCCUUGGUGCAAGAGGAAGGUGGUGCUUUGUGCUGUAUGUGAAGCAUUCUUCCAGUGUGAUCCACACAAGAAAUUGUAUAUAUGCUUCCUCGGCAUGAUAUGCAAAUGUUGCUUUGACAGUUGAAACUACUGAGAAUAUAUAAACCAUCCACUUAUAAGCAUUUUUUUAGUGAA